Aspergillus sclerotioniger CBS 115572 is the source of this 1095-nucleotide messenger RNA. RefSeq names its product dihydroorotase. The transcript is spliced from 4 exons. Gene Ontology annotation, molecular function: dihydroorotase activity. The record is from RefSeq and is a predicted model, not a curated record. Gene Ontology annotation, biological process: pyrimidine nucleotide biosynthetic process; 'de novo' pyrimidine nucleobase biosynthetic process. Bases 1 to 1095 code for a protein of 364 amino acids. NCBI's taxonomy places the organism in Eukaryota, Fungi, Ascomycota, Eurotiomycetes, Eurotiales, Aspergillaceae. Gene Ontology annotation, cellular component: cytoplasm.
AUGCCUCUUUCCAAGUUGCAGGGCGUGAAGCUCCCCGCUUCGGCGGACUUUCAUGUGCAUCUUCGUGAUGGUGAUAUGAUGGAGCUUGUGACUCCGACUAUUAGACAGGGUGGUGUGAAUACGGUUUAUGUUAUGCCGAACUUGGUCCCCCCGGUGACUACUGUUGACCGGGCGCUUGAGUACAAGCAGCGCCUGCAGGCCAUCGAGCCUAAUGUGAACUUUCUCAUGUCUCUGUAUCUCCAUGAGACCGUGACCCCGGAGACGAUCAUUGAAGCCAAGAAGCGUGGCGUCACUGGUGUCAAGAGUUACCCUGCCGGUGUGACUACCAACUCUUCUUCGGGCGUGAUCGACUACACCCAGUUCUACCCCGUCUUCGCUGAGAUGGAGCGUCAGGAUAUGAUCCUCAACCUGCAUGGCGAAGUCCCAUCCACGGGCGAUGUGACGGUCCUGACGGCGGAGGAGCGCUUCCUUCCCACCCUGCUGCAGCUGCACGAGCGUUUCCCUAAGCUGAGGAUCAUUCUCGAGCACUGCACAACCGCUGCGGCAGUGGAGGCUGUGAAGAAGUGCGGCCCUACUGUGUCUGGAACAAAUUGCUUAAUAACAAUUCUCUCAGUCACGGCCCACCACCUGUCGAUCAUCAUCGAUUCAUGGGCUGGAGAUCCGUUCUGCUUCUGCAAGCCUGUGGCCAAGACACCUGCGGAUCGUGAUGCCCUUCUGCGGGCAGCAGCCUCCGGCAACCCCAAGUUCUUCUUCGGCUCCGACAGCGCUCCCCACCCCGCUGUUUCCAAGAGAGGAGGCGACAAGAUCGCCGCUGGUGUGUUCACUCAGCCCCACACCACUCAGUUGGUCAUCGACGCUUUCGAGCAGGCUUGUCAGAACGGCGUCCUGAAGGAGGAAGACAUCACCCCCGAGAUCAUUGAGGGCUUCAUGAGCAAGUUUGGCCGCAAGUUCUAUGGCAUCGGCGAAGAGCAGAAGGAGUUUAUCACCAUUGACAGGAAGGAUGAGAAGAUCCCGAACAUCCUGAAGUCGGACAAGGUGGAUGUGGUUCCAUUCAGACGGGACCAGCAGACGUGGAGCGUGUCGUGGUCUGCAUGA